Messenger RNA from Clonostachys rhizophaga, 1611 nucleotides. The record is from the annotation of a GenBank genome assembly. NCBI's taxonomy places the organism in Eukaryota, Fungi, Ascomycota, Sordariomycetes, Hypocreales, Bionectriaceae.
AUGGCGAAUCUUCUUCCCGCAUUGGCCGUUGUGGCCCUGCUGGUCGGCGGCUACCUCUGGCUGUCUGCAAGUCAGAAGCCCCAGGGCAAGCUUCCACCGGGCCCCAAGCCGGCCGCACUGAUGGGCAAUGUUAAGGACAUGCCGCCCCCAGGCGAGCCUGAGUUUCUCUUCUGGCACAAGCACAAGGCUCUCUACGGCCCCGUCAGCUCCGUGACCGUCUUCGGCCAAAGCUUUGUCCUCAUCCACGGCCGAAAGGAGGCCCGCGAUCUGCUCGAGAAAACCUCGAUGAAAACCUCCGAUCGCCCCGCCGCGACCUUUGUGAGUGAAAUUUGUGGAUAUGAGAACAGCGUGGUCGGCCACAAGUACGACAAAACCUUCCGCCACUACCGCAAGCUGCUCCACCAGGAGCUGGGCACCAAGUCCAAGGCUGCUCGCUAUCAGAACAUCCAAGAGCUCGAGGCUCGACGGAUGCUCCUCCGAGUCCGUGAUGACUCUGCUAAGCUCCUCGAGCACUACAAGACAGCUGUGGGGGCAACUAUCCUGAAACUGGCUUACGGAUACACAAUUGAGCCACACAAGGCCGACCCAUUGGUCAGCCUCAACGAGCGAGUCAUGCAACAAUUCACCCUGGCUGUGACGCCCAUGACUUGGGCUGUGGAUCUCCUCCCUGCGCUUCGUUAUCUCCCGGAUGGCUUCCCCGGGGCUUCCUUCAAGGCAAAGGGAAAAGAGUGGAGCGAGUGCCUCCGCACAAUUGUCCAUACCCCUUUUCGAUUCGUCCAGAGUGAGAUGGCCUCGAACAAGAACUACCAGGAGUGUUACAUUUCCAAGCUGCUGCAGAACCCUGAUGGCGAUGAGAAGGGCGCCGGGCCUGUCACCCUGAGCCCUGAGGUUGAGCGUGAUAUCGUGUGGUCUGCAGGCAGUCUGUACGCCGCUGGAGUGGACACCCAAGCACUCACCCUGGCUGGCUUCACCCUGGCUAUGAUUAGGUUCCCUGAAGUUCAACGCAAGGCCCAGGAGGAGAUCGAUCGCGUCAUCGGAACGCACCGGCUGCCCUCAUUCGAGGAUCGUGAGAAGCUCCCUUAUGUCCAGGCCGUGUUCCUCGAAGCUCUGCGUUGGUGGGCCGUCCUGCCCCUUGGUAUUCCCCACGUGGCCACUGAAGCGUUUGAGUACGAGGGCAUGUUCAUCCCCAAGGGAUCCUUCCUCAUCGCCAACAUCUGGUCCCUCAUGCAUGACCCUGAGACUUACGCCGACCCGGAGGCCUUUGACCCUGAUCGCUUCCUUGAGCCUCGCAACGAGCCUGACCCUUCCCCCGAGGCCUUUGGCUACGGGCGCAGAAUCUGCCCCGGUAGACUCUUGGCAGAGUCCACUGUCUGGGUCAACAUCGCCAGUCUGUUGGCCACCUAUAACAUCUCACACGCUCUUGACAAGGACGGCAAGAAGAUCAGCGUGGACCACGUGAAGCCAUCUGCUGGCACGACCAACACACCUUCGGACUUCCAGUUCAAAAUCACCCCAAGAAGCGAGGUGCACCAGGAGCUGAUCAAGAGGUUCGAGGUUGAACACCCCUGGGAUGAGUCUUCUGCUAGCCGUAUCAAGAUGACAUCGAAAUAG